AUGAAGAGUGCUAGGAGAUGUGAUGUAGAUACAAUUAGCAACAAUUUGCCUCGUGAUAUUCUGGACGGAAUUCUAGGGCGCUUGCCUUUGAAAGAUGCAGCGAAGAGUAGUAUCUUGUCGAAAGAUUGGAGGUAUAAAUGGGCCACACGUAAAGAGCUUGAGUUUGAUUAUCACUUUUUCGAGUCGUUUGCACAUUUUCAAGAAGCUAAAACAAUCAUUUAUCAAGUACUCUUACUCCAUAAAGGACCAAUACUGAAGUUUAGACUUGGAGGGUCUAACUUGAUAAGAUUUCGUGAUAUUGAUCAUUGGAUACUUUUCUUGUCAAAGAAAAAUGUCGAGGAACUCACCAUUCGUGUAAGAUCAGACAACGAUUAUCAUUUACCUUCUAACCUUUUUACAUUCGAGAAACUAAGGCUUUUGGAAGUUGAAAAUUGCUUAUUCCACCCUCCACCGGAUUUCAAAGGGUUUAAGAAGCUUGUUAAUCUUGGUCUUCAUUGUGUCACUUUUCUUCCAGACAGUAUUAAGGAAUCUUAUCUCUCAAUGCCCAUUUCUUGA
Molecule: messenger RNA, 555 nt
Organism: Solanum lycopersicum (tomato)
Lineage: Eukaryota; Viridiplantae; Streptophyta; Magnoliopsida; Solanales; Solanaceae
Product: F-box/FBD/LRR-repeat protein At1g13570-like
Molecular function (GO): protein binding
Source: RefSeq, a predicted model, not a curated record